Hevea brasiliensis (rubber tree) is the source of this 1752-nucleotide messenger RNA. RefSeq names its product calmodulin-binding receptor-like cytoplasmic kinase 2. The transcript is spliced from 6 exons. NCBI's taxonomy places the organism in Eukaryota, Viridiplantae, Streptophyta, Magnoliopsida, Malpighiales, Euphorbiaceae. Gene Ontology annotation, biological process: protein phosphorylation. Gene Ontology annotation, molecular function: ATP binding; protein kinase activity. The coding region runs from base 85 to 1386 and encodes 433 amino acids. The record is from RefSeq and is a predicted model, not a curated record.
GCCCGCCAUCCAAACUUACAACUACCCGCCAAUACGAAAUCACAUUCUCUCCUCUCUCUCUCUCUCUCUCUCUCUCUGCUAUUAAUGAAAAGUUCUCAGUCCGUAUACGGUUGCCGGAACGCACGGUCCAGCGCACGGUCAACGCACGACCGCUUCUAUUACUCACCGAGCUCCUCAUACUCUGAUGCCUCCACCGUCAGGAAGCGGAAUUCGCUGGCAGUCGCUGCAAAAUCGGUGGCCGGAUUGUUCGUGACCUGCUUUACACCACCCGAGACGAUCAACUCCGAGAAUUUCGGAGAAUCUGAAGAGUUCAAACCUCCCUCUGUCUUUUCCGAUGCAACGGGAUCGAGCAGAGACAGAAGACGAACUUCAGGUAUCUAUGGCAGUCCUCAGAAUUCAACUCAUGGAAGAGAGCCUGGGAGUGUAAAAUUCACCAUGGAAGAAAUCUACAAAGCUACAAGGAACUUUUCCCCAUCCUUCAAGAUUGGACAAGGUGGCUUUGGGACUGUAUACAAGGGGAGACUUCAAGAUGGAACCCUUGUUGCAAUCAAGCGUGCCAAGAAGAGUGUACACGAUAAACAUUUGGGUGUAGAAUUUAAGAGUGAGAUUCGGACGCUAGCACAAGUGGAGCACUUGAAUCUAGUAAAGUUCUAUGGGUUUUUGCAACAAGAAGAAGAAAGAAUUGUCGUCAUGGAGUACGUUCCUAAUGGAACGCUCAGAGAACACUUGGAUUGCGUGCAUGGAAACGUUCUUGAUCUUGCUGUGCGCCUAGAUAUUGCAAUUGAUGUGGCUCAUGCAGUCACCUAUCUACACACGUAUACAGAUCACCCGAUUAUUCACAGGGAUAUAAAGUCUUCCAACAUUCUGCUCACUGAAAAUUUUAGAGCCAAGGUAACUGAUUUCGGUUUUGCUAGAUUGGCAGCUGACACUGAUUCAGGUGCCACCCACGUCUCCACUCAAGUGAAAGGAACUGCUGGCUACUUGGAUCCAGAAUACCUGAAGACGUAUCAACUUACUGAGAAGAGUGAUGUCUAUUCAUUUGGUGUGUUACUCGUUGAACUAGUAACUGGUAGGCGGCCUAUUGAACCAAAAAGGGAACUCAAGGAGCGGCUAACUGCAAGAUGGGCCAUGAAGAAGUUUGCUGAGGAUGAUUCAAUUGCAAUCUUGGACCCAAGGCUGGAACGUACUGCAGUAACUAACUUGCUCAUUGAGAAGAUUCUUGAAUUAGCCUUACAGUGUUUGGCCCCAGGCAGACAAGGCCGGCCAGCCAUGAGGAAAUGUGCAGAGAUUCUAUGGGGUAUUCGUAAGGAAUGCAAAGAACUAUCAGCUUCGGAGUUCCGUUCACUUUCCUCAAAUUCAUGGAGCUCCUCAGUGAGGGAAGAAUAAGCGAACGGCUAAAUGAGAUCUAGAAUCCAAAUUGCAAAUUGUGAAUUUAAGCUUAACGGGCAGAAAUGAAAGCCAAAAGCCAGAUGCUUCUUAAGAGAUACAACUGAUUUGAUACUAGUUGUGGGGGUUCAGGACAGAAAGGAGCUAAAAAUUUUCCAUUCUGUACGCAACGAUGGCAGCUUUGAUAGGAUUCUACUAGUUGCAAGAUCAUAGAUGGGAAUAUGGUCAAGAAAUUGGGUUAUAUAUAGAAAUUUUAUUUUGAGUGGAGAAGUUCCUUGCUUCUACCUGAUUCUGUGUUCAUUAAAUAUUCAUCUUUGAUACUUUUUCCCGUCAUCUUGUACAGCAUCAAGUGAAAUGCGGCUUGCA